Fomitopsis serialis is the source of this 3314-nucleotide messenger RNA. RefSeq lists its product as uncharacterized. The record is from RefSeq and is a predicted model, not a curated record. Gene Ontology annotation, molecular function: protein binding. The transcript is spliced from 13 exons. Bases 89 to 3100 code for a protein of 1003 amino acids. Lineage: Eukaryota; Fungi; Basidiomycota; Agaricomycetes; Polyporales; Fomitopsidaceae.
AGCGCCCAUACUUACGCGGUCGCCAAACGGCGCGCUGAAGUCGCGCUCACCGUCCCCGACGGCGAGCUCGACGCUGGCUCUAUCUUCGAUGCCCCCUCGUAGCGCAGCGCCCUCAGAAACUCCUACUCGAUACACUCGUACAACUACCAAAAGUCUCACCAAGCCACGCGCGGACUCAAAUGCGUCGAACUUGAGCGGCGUGACGACCGUCGUGCCCGGCAGGAGCCUAAGCAGCACGUCGCGGUCCCCCAACACGACACCAAUGCUGGCCGACGCGAGCAAGAAGGGCAAGACGGUGCCUAUGAUGCCCACCGCAGGCGGGGCACGCAGGAACCCCAUGCUUUCGCCGCCGUCUGCGUUCCCGCGCAUCGACCAGUCGACGUCCAGCGUGUCGCCAUCCGCGUCGACGAGCCGUAAGGCGACUGCGACACGCCAGAGCAGUGCGCCCGUCCAGGCGGCGCCGUCCGUGGCGCCGUCGCGCAGGAUGACGCGCUCGACGUCUGUCUCGGUGUUCGGCACAGCCGCGUCUGAAACCGCUGGCAAGCCUUCGCCUCCCACGCAGCGCAUGCGGGUCAUGUCCACGCCACGCCUGCUGUCUUCACAGAAGCAGACGGAGUCGUCCGCGCCAGAAUCGCCGUCCAUCAUGCUCACUUCACCCAGCUUGAAGGGCACCAAGUCGCGCACUACCACACCCAAGGCGACACCUACGAAGCCAACGGGGCCUCCCAAGUCGCCGACGCCGACGAGGGCAAAGACCACGCCGAGCGUGAAGGCGUCGCCGAGCACGCCCGCGAAGAGCGUUGCGUCGUCGAAGCGGCCUGCAAGCGCGGCGAGGGGCGAGGCUCCGCUGCGCCCGCUUUCGCUCAUGCCCGGACUUGGCGAAGAGGACGAAUCGUUCUCGAUGUGGGAUGGGGACGACAUGACCCUCGAUAUGGUGACGGAUGUGGACGAUCGGGACGUUGACGAGGAGAUGGAGACAGCAUUGCAGGCAGUGCAGACGCUCCAUGCGCGCAAGAUCCUGCACUACAAACGGCUGCUCGAGCGCGCACAGGCGUCGACUGCGGCGCAGCUACACGCGCUGCAGGCCGAGGUGGGCAUGCUGCGCGAGAAGGAGCGUGAGCGCGAGCAGGGUGGCACGGUCGUGUCCGAUCCGGACGUGGACGGGUUCUGUGUCUGUGGCGGCCGGCGGCGAAAGGAGUACUGGAGUGGGUACCGUGGGGGCGAGAACGACGGCGUCGCGGGCGAGAUUGACCUGGCGACGGCGCUGAGAGGCGACGGGAGUGGCGGUUUCAACGAGAUGGAGGUACGCAGAGCUGUCCGGGGCUUAGACAGGGAUGAUAGGAUGCGGCUGAUUGCACUCAUCCUGGACUCCUGCAUGCCUGGGGACAUCCGUUUGCAAAUUCUCUUGCUGGAGAAGUACGCCAAGUCGACCUUCGACAUCAUCGGCAACCUGGCGCCGGAUCUGGUAUUCAAGGUCUUUAAAUGGCUCACUGUGCAGGAGCUCGUCGGCGUCGAGACUGUCUCCAAAAAAUGGCAAGAAAUGGUGCAUUCCCCGGCACUCUGGAGGUAUCACUGCCUACGAAUCACCGCCACAGACCCGAUGCCUGUGCGUCCUCCGGCUAAGCCGGAGGGCUGGGAGCCCCUGUACCGCUCGCUGCACCACCGCGAGUCGAACUUCCGGAACGCUCUUCCGCAGAGUGUGCGCUUCCUCAACGGACACACCAACUAUUGCACGACGUUGCUCCUGCGCGGGAAGCGCUUAAUCAGUGGUUCUUACGAUGAGACGAUUCGCUUCUGGGAUGUUGACACGGGCGAGAUGAAGAAGUGCCUGCAGGUUAAGAAACCUGUCAGCUGUGUCGACUUCUUGGCAGAUGAGGAGGUCUUCGUUGUCGGCUUCCACGAUGUUGGACGUGUACACCUUUUCUCCUCGCUGACGUUCACUCCGUUACAACAACUCUCUGGUCAUCUGAAUGGUAUUCGUGCUGUGGCGCUGUCCUCGAAGAACCUCGUCUCCGCCGGUGCCGACAAGGCGCUCGUAUGCUGGGACUGGCGAGCGGGGACCAAGAUUGUGCGGUUCGGGCAGCAGACGACGGUCAACAUCGGCGUGCAGAUCAUUGGCAGUAGCUCGGGGCAGGAAGGUGAGAGGGUGGUAAGCGUGACAAUUGAUGGAAUUGUUCGGGUGUUCUCUAUCAAGCGCCGAGAGAUGGUCUCCCAGUUCAGGCUGGCGGAGUUGGGCGGCGGCGAUCCCGUUCUGAACGCAAAGCUGUUCAAUGUUGGGAAGGCGCCUGAUAACAUGUUACAAUGGUUCGCGGCGAAAGGCACUCAGAUGACUUGUGCUACGAAGUCCGUCAUCCUGCACCUCCAGUGGACUGAAGAAGAUGAGCCUGCACAACCUGCGACCGCCAAUGGCUCCUCGGCAGAUCCCUCGCGCUCCGCCUCCCCUCUGACACCGAGUGCACUCAGCCCGGCGCCCGCCCGCCAUCUGCCCACUCUCGCGCGUUCUACAUCUUCUCUUGCCACCCCACGCCGCCGACAAACACUCUCCAUUCAGGGUGGACUCAAGGGCCGACUUUCGCUCAACGUGGCGCCUGGCUCGCCGCAGACGCCCAUGACACCGGUCAGUCCGUCGCCGAGGACAGGUACGCCCAUCUCGGCGGCUCCGGGCCCGGGUUUUGCGGUGCGAUUCGGACGUGCAGCGGUUUUGACUGCGCCACCGAAGCUUGUGGCGGUCGUGGAGACUCCGGAUAUCGCAGUGGGUGCGGUGGACCCGAGGAAAAGGCGCGUUGUGACGGCGACGCGCUUCAGCACGCGCGCAGGGGCAAACAAGACAAUCUACAUGUCGACGCACCGUGACAAAACGCAAGCAGCGAAGACGGCGGAGGAAGACGACGACGAGCCUCAGCAGGAGCGCACACCAUCGCCGUCGUCCGGCGUGGACUUCGACAAGGACCUCCACCCGCUGACGGGUGCCUGGGCGGCGCUCGCAGAGAGCGACAGCCUUCACGCCGCGGGUGUAAAAGGCCUGUUCGGCCAGCUGCCUGCCAACAUGCAACUGAGCCACGAGGAGGUUGUCGUUGGAUGUGCGGAUGGAACAAUCUAGUGUCAUGAACUUUGUUGGGUAUGAGUAUCGCAAGGAGAAGGAAGACGCGUAGAAGAUGACGCGGAGGAGACUGGGACGGAGAGCUCGGAGGGCUCGCCACAGGAGUACUGAUCCGGCGUGUCUAUUCUACUCUGAGUGCGACUCUCACCAUCCUCUGCUCCACUCUGUCUUUCUGACACUGCUUUGAACUGCAGUUGUAUCGCUUUGUCGCAAA